This is a messenger RNA of Arvicanthis niloticus (Nile rat), 3513 nucleotides long. RefSeq names its product U2 small nuclear ribonucleoprotein auxiliary factor 35 kDa subunit-related protein 2-like. The record is from RefSeq and is a predicted model, not a curated record. Gene Ontology annotation, molecular function: RNA binding; metal ion binding. Gene Ontology annotation, biological process: mRNA splicing, via spliceosome. Gene Ontology annotation, cellular component: U2AF complex. NCBI's taxonomy places the organism in Eukaryota, Metazoa, Chordata, Mammalia, Rodentia, Muridae.
GCAGAUAACAGGGUAACUGCGCAGACCAGCCAUACCGCGGAUAACUGCGGAUACCUGGAUAACUGCGCAGGCCGACCUGUAAAGCAGAUAACCAUAGGCCAGCUAUACCAUGGAUAACCGGGUAACUACGUAGGCUGGCCAUACUACGGAUAACCAGGUAACUGCGCAGGCCAGCUGCGCCAUGGAGGCCGGCUAUAAGCGGAUAACCGGGUAACUGCGCAAGCCGACUGUACCAUGAAUUUGGUAAUUGCAUAGGCUGGCCAUACCACGGAUAACCGCGGAUAAUCGGGUAACUGCGCAGGCAGGCCGUACCACGGAUAACUGGAUAGCCGGGUAACUGCGCAGGCAGGCCGUACCACGGAUAACUGGAUAGCCGGGUAACUGCGCAGGCAGGCCGUACCACGGAUAACUGGAUAGCCGGGUAACUGCGCAGGCAGGCCGUACCACGGAUAACUGGAUAGCCGGGUAACUGCGCAGGCAGGCCGUACCACGGAUAACUGGAUAGCCGGGUAACUGCGCAGGCAGGCCGUACCACGGAUAACUGGAUAGCCGGGUAACUGCGCAGGCAGGCCGUACCACGGAUAACUGGAUAGCCGGGUAACUGCGCAGGCAGGCCGUACCACGGAUAACUGGAUAGCCGGGUAACUGCGCAGGCAGGCCGUACCACGGAUAACUGGAUAGCCGGGUAACUGCGCAGGCAGGCCGUACCACGGAUAACUGGAUAGCCGGUAACUGCGCAGGCAGGCCGUACCACGGAUAACUGGAUAGCCGGGUAACUGCGUAGGCAGGCCGUACCACGGAUAACUGGAUAGCCGGGUAACUGGAUAGCCGGGUAACUGCGCAGGCAGGCCGUACCACGGAUAACUGGAUAGCCGGGUAACUGCGCAGGCACGUUGUACCAAGGAUAACUGGAUAGCCGGGUAACUGCGCAGACAGGCCGUACCACGGAUAACUGGAUUUCCGGGUAACUGCGCAGGCAGGUGCAGGCAGGCCGUACCACGGAUAACUGAGUAACUGCGCAGACAGGCCUACCACGGAUAACUUGGUAACAGAUAACUGGGUAACUGCGCAGGAAGGCCAUACAGCAGAUAACCGGAUAACCAGGUAACUGCGCAGGCAGGUGUUAUCACGGAUAACCAGGUAACUGUGCAAGCCGGCCGUACCACGGGUAACUGGGUAACUGCGCAGACAGGCCGUAUGUACUGUGGAUAACCGGGAGAGUGCAUAGGCAGCCUGUACCACGGAUAACUGUGUAACUGCGCAGCAGCCUGUACCACGGAUAACCGUGUAAUUGCGCAGCAGCCUGUACCGGGGAUCACCGUGUAACUGCGCAGCAGCCUGUACCGCGGAUAACCGUGUAACUGCGCAUCAGCCUGUACCGCGGAUAACUGUGUAACUGUGCAGGCAGGCCGCCGUACUGCGGAUAAUUGAGUAACUGCGCAGACAGGCCAUACUGCGGAUAACCAAGUAACUGUGCAGGCAGGCUGUACUGCGGAUAACUGAGUUACUACGCAGGCAGGCCAUACUAACUGCGGAUAACCAGAUAACUGGGUAACUGCGACAGGCAGGCGGUACAGCCCACAUUCGGACGCAAACGUGGUCCUUUGACUGCGCAUGCGCACAUCCAACUACUGGUUGCUGCACUGCGCAAAGACGCCCGUGACUCAGCUGGUUUAGCUUUCUAGGCUGGCGAAAAGGAAAGUCAUCUGGGCUGGAUGCUGUAACCCUGUAGUCGCUGUUCAGGAAGGUAACGAACAUUAAACAGCAGAACAACUUAGCAGUGGGCGACAUUUUCAAUCCACAGCGUGAGAAAGAGAGGUUGUCACGAGAUCCGGGAAGGAGCCCACGCUCGGCGGUAAAAUGGCAUCACGGCAGCCCGCGUUUCCUGAGAAACUCAGCCGAAAACAAUACAAGGCCGCAAUGAAGAAGGAGAAACGCAAGAAACGUCGGCAGAAAAUGGCUCGGUUGAGAGCUCUGGAAGCCCCACCAGAGGAGGAGGACGACAAUGUUUCUGCUAAUGAAGAACUUGCAGAGAGAUUGCUGGAGAUAGAGCGGCAAAGAUUACAUGAGGAGUGGCUGCUGAGGGAGGAGAAGGCACAAGAAGAAUUCAGAAUGAAAAAGCAAAAGGAGGAGGCUGCUAGAAAACAGAGGGAAGAACAGGAGAGACAAAUAAAGGCCGAAUGGGAAGAACAACAGAAAAAACAGAGAGAGGAGGAGGAGCAGAAGUUACAGGAGAAGAAAGAGAGAGAGGAAGCGGUACAGAAAAUGCUGGACCAGGCUGAAAAUGAACGUACUUGGCAGAACCCGGAGCCACCCAAGGAUUUAAGGCUGGAGAAAUAUCGACCCAGUUGUCCCUUCUACAAUAAAACAGGAGCGUGCAGAUUUGGUAACAGGUGUUCACGGAAACACGACUUUCCCACGUCCAGUCCAACCCUUCUCGUGAAGAGUAUGUUUACAACGUUUGGAAUGGAGCAGUGCAGAAGGGAUGACUAUGACUCUGACGCAAACCUGGAGUACAGUGAGGAGGAAACCUACCAGCAGUUCUUGGAUUUCUACCAUGACGUGCUGCCCGAGUUCAAGAAUGUGGGAAAGGUGAUUCAGUUCAAAGUAAGCUGCAACCUGGAACCUCAUCUGCGGGGCAAUGUGUAUGUUCAGUACCAGUCGGAAGAAGAAUGCCAAGCAGCCCUCUCUCUCUUUAAUGGAAGAUGGUAUGCAGGACGACAGCUCCAGUGUGAAUUCUGUCCCGUGACCCGGUGGAAGGUUGCGAUUUGCGGUUUAUUCGAAAUGCAAAAGUGUCCAAAAGGAAAGCACUGCAACUUUCUUCAUGUGUUCAAAAAUCCCAACAACGAAUUUAAAGAAGCUAACAGAGACAUCUUCGUGUCUCCGGCCUGGACUGGCUCCUCUAGUAAAAACUCAGACAGGAGGGAAAGGAAGGACCACCAUGAGGAAUACUAUGGCAAGUCAAGAAGCUACCACUCGGGUUCAUACCACUCCUCCAAGAGAAACAGGGAGUCUGAGAGGAAGAGUCCUCACAGGUGGAAGAAAUCUCACAAAGAGGCCACGAAGAGUCAUGAGAGGCACAGUUCAAGAAGAGGAAGAGAAGAGGACGGCAGUCCAGGUCCACAAAGCCAGAGCCACCGAACCUGAGACCCCCUAAGGCAGCACCACUUGGACCCAAGACUGAUAUCAGGCUUGGCAACAACAAAACUUCAUUACAGAAUAAAAACCUAACGCAGUAUCCUUCAGAUUCCCCAAGAUAUUCAAAACGAAACUGACUACAAAGGAAAGGCAUGGUGACUUCAUCUAGUUCCAACCAAGUUACCAAAUCUUGUGGCUUUAACAGAGACAGAACCAGGUAUUCAUUAUUUCUUUGUCUGUUAUAAUGCUGUUAUAAUGCUUAGUAUCAUGUUAUUGGUGUUAUUUCCAUGCAGUUUAAGCUGGCUUCCCAUGUUGUUUUCCUGUAAUAACUUUACCUUGUGAUGCUUUAUCAUUAAUAUAUCUAUUAACAUCGUU